AUGGCUGCUUGGCUUCUUGGUGUUAAUACUCUCAAGAUUCAGCCUUUCAAGCUCCCUUCUCUUGGACCCCAUGAUGCUAGAGUAAGAAUGAAAGCCGUUGGAAUCUGUGGAAGUGAUGUUCACUACCUUAAGACCUUGCAGUGUGCACAUUUUGUAGUGAAAAAGCCGAUGGUCAUUGGGCAUGAGUGUGCUGGAAUCAUAGAGGAGGUUGGAAGUGAGGUUAAGAAUCUUGUGCCUGGAGACCGGGUGGCAUUGGAACCCGGGAUUAGUUGCUGGCGAUGCGACCUUUGCAAAGAAGGUCGAUAUAAUCUAUGCCCUGAGAUGAAAUUCUUCGCGACUCCACCAGUUCAUGGGUCUCUUGCCAAUCAGGUAGUGCAUCCAGCAGACCUAUGUUUUAAACUACCAGACAAUGUCAGCUUGGAGGAAGGGGCAAUGUGUGAGCCUUUAAGCGUUGGAGUUCAUGCUUGUCGCCGAGCUAAUAUUGGUCCAGAAACAAAUGUCUUGGUCAUGGGAGCUGGACCGAUAGGACUUGUUACAAUGCUAUCAGCUCGGGCUUUUGGAGCACCCAGAAUCAUCAUUGUGGAUGUGGACGAUUAUCGUUUAUCUGUAGCCAAGGAUCUUGGCGCUAAUGAAGUUGUUAAAGUUUCAACCAAUCUUCAGGAUGUAGCUCAAGAAGUGGUAUUGAUACAUCAAGCUAUGGGGACUGGAGUGGAUGUCACCUUUGAUUGUGCAGGCUUUAACAAAACCAUGUCAACAGCCCUGUCUGCAACUAGACCAGGUGGCAAGGUUUGCCUAGUAGGAAUGGGCCACAACGAGAUGACCGUCCCACUCACUCCAGCUGCUGCAAGGGAGGUCGAUGUUAUCGGUGUCUUUCGCUACAAGAACACAUGGCCACUGUGCAUUGAGUUCUUAAGGAGUGGUAAAAUUGAUGUAAAACCCUUGAUAACCCACAGGUUUGGUUUCUCCCAGAAGGAGAUUGAAGAAGCCUUUGAAACCAGUGCCGCCGGUAGUACUGCCAUUAAGGUCAUGUUUAAUCUGUAA
Messenger RNA from Dovyalis caffra, 1041 nucleotides. The record is from the annotation of a GenBank genome assembly. NCBI's taxonomy places the organism in Eukaryota, Viridiplantae, Streptophyta, Magnoliopsida, Malpighiales, Salicaceae.